This is a messenger RNA of Sinocyclocheilus grahami, 741 nucleotides long. RefSeq lists its product as uncharacterized. Gene Ontology annotation, molecular function: protein tyrosine kinase binding; MHC class II protein binding. The record is from RefSeq and is a predicted model, not a curated record. Gene Ontology annotation, biological process: T cell activation; positive regulation of ERK1 and ERK2 cascade; interleukin-15-mediated signaling pathway. The transcript is spliced from 3 exons. Bases 1 to 741 code for a protein of 246 amino acids. NCBI's taxonomy places the organism in Eukaryota, Metazoa, Chordata, Actinopteri, Cypriniformes, Cyprinidae. Gene Ontology annotation, cellular component: membrane raft; external side of plasma membrane.
AUGGCUUAUAAGUGUAAUUUGUGUCUGCUGGGACUGAUCAUUCUCUCUUCACUUCUCACAGGUUCCAGUAGAGUGAAUGAGACUCAUGUGUUCAUCAGUUCUGGUGAAAAUGUCCGUCUGCUCUGUAAUAAUGCUCUUCCUCACCGCAAAUCAACUACAUGGAACUAUAACAGAUUCAGAAAUUUAGCAGCAGUUGAACUGAUUGCUGGAGGUAUAAAGAAGAAAGACAUUGAGAGUCAUGAGAGACUGAGUCUGGGGUCUGACUGCUCUCUGAACAUCAAGCACAUCACAAAAGAAGAUUAUGGACUUUACACCUGCCGACAGUUUGUGAAUGGACAAAAACUAGGAACUGAUGCACGUGCUAAUCUGCAUGUUCUUCAUGUCUCUCCGUCAUCAUCCUCAUCCUCACAGACUGAGAUCAGUGCAGGCCACUCUGUGACUCUCUCCUGUCAGUUGUAUUUAUGUUCAUUUGCUGGAGUCUAUUGUGAUGAUUGGAUCCGUUCUGAGGGAAUUGAGCUGUUCUGGGUGAAUCAAGAUAGUGUUAAACUGAUGAGAUCAGACUCUAGAUAUCAGAUAUUAUCCUCAUCAGGAAACUGUAUCAUCACUCUGAAUACAACACUCCUGAAUGAAGAUGACAACCGAGAGUGGAGAUGCAAUGUUACUCGGAGAGAUCAAGUCAAGACCUCAGCCACAUACACUGUCAAGAGUUCAGGUGAGAAAAAUCUCAUCAGUCAGUUUUAG